This is a messenger RNA of Equus caballus (horse), 1695 nucleotides long. It is a transcript of the gene FANCL, whose product is annotated as FA complementation group L. The record is from RefSeq and is a predicted model, not a curated record. Gene Ontology annotation, molecular function: ubiquitin protein ligase activity. NCBI's taxonomy places the organism in Eukaryota, Metazoa, Chordata, Mammalia, Perissodactyla, Equidae. Gene Ontology annotation, biological process: interstrand cross-link repair; protein monoubiquitination. Gene Ontology annotation, cellular component: Fanconi anaemia nuclear complex; nucleus.
CUGCGCAUGUGCGGGCCCGGCCCGCCGUGAGCUCCCCUGCAGCUCGGGCGACCGCGAGCCAUGGCGGAGACGGAAGCGAGCCUGUUGCGCCAGUUCCCGCUGUUUUUGCCCCAGAACCGAGCGAAAACCGUGUAUGAAGGAUUCAUUUCGGCUCAGGGCAGAGAUUUCCAACUUAGAAUAUUGUUGCCUGAAGAUUUACAGUUGAAGAAUGCAAGAUUACUGUGUAGUUGGCAGCUGAGAACAGUACUUAAUGGAUACCAUCAAAUAGUACAACAGAGAAUGCAGCACUCUCCUGAUCUAAUGAGCUUUCUGAUGGAGUUGAAGAUGGUUUUGGAAGUUGCUUUAAAGAAUAAACAAGAGCUAUAUGCACUACCUCCUCCUCCCCAGUUCUACUCAAGCCUUAUUGAAGAGAUAGAAACUCUUGGUUGGGAUAAACUUGUAUAUGUGGAUACUAGCUUCAGUACCAUCAAGUUAAAAGCCGAAGAUGCUUCUGGUAGAGAGCAUCUAAUCACUCUCAAGUUGAAGGCAAAGUACCCUGCAGAAUCACCAGAUUGUUUUGUGGAUCUUCCUGUUUCAUUUUCUGUUUCCUGGACGCCACAGAGCUCCUUAAUAAGCAUUCAUAGUCAAUUUUUGGCAGCAUUAGAAUCACUGAAGACAUUCUGGGAUGUUAUGGAUGAAAUUGAUGAAAAGACGUGGGUACUUGAGCCAGAAAAACCUACACGGAGUGCAACAGCACGAAGAAUUGUAUUAGGGAAUAAUGCUUCAAUAAAUAUAGAAGUAGACCCUAUGCAUCCGACUAUGCUUCCUGAGUGCUGCUUUCUUGGAGCUGACCAUGUGGUAAAACCCCUGGGAAUUAAGCUGAGCAGAAACAUACAUUUGUGGGAUCCAGAAAAUAGUCUCUUACAAAAUUUGAGAGAUGUUUUAGAAAUUGAUUUUCCAGCUCGUGCUAUCCUGGAAAAAUCUGAUUUUUCUAGGGAUUGUGGAAUUUGUUAUGCCUACCAACUUGAUGGUGCCAUUCCUGAUCAAGUGUGUGAUAAUUCCCAGUGUGGACAGCCUUUCCAUCAGAUAUGCUUAUAUGAGUGGUUGAGAGGACUGCUGACUAGUAGACAGAGUUUUAAUAUCAUAUUUGGUGAAUGUCCAUAUUGUAGUAAGCCAAUUACCUUGAAAAUGUCUGGGAGGAAACCCUGAAAUAAGAAUGUAACAUUUCUGUGAAGAACUGGAAACUGUAAAAAUUGUCAAAAGGAUUUUAUUUGAUUUCUUCAGAGAAAAUAUAAAGCAAGACAUACUAAUACCAAAAGAAAAAGAAUGAUGAAGCCAUAAUAAUACACAUCUGCCUUUGUCUCUUCACUAAGAGCAAACUGAGUAAGCCAAAAUCCUGUAGAACUUUCUAAGUCUGUGACCUCCAUACCAGGCGUAGAAGCAUAUGUAUACCAAGUUGGAGAUCUUGACUUGUUGAAUAUAUCUUCACUGGUAAAAUCUGGAUGGGUUUCAUAAAAUGAAUUUGGGAAUUGUAUGCCACUAGAUUUUUGUGGAGAACUUUUUCGUUCAUUCAGAAAUUCUUGAGACUUACAAUAUUUUUGUCUUCUCCUUGUGUUUUCCUAUGGGAAAAUAUAUACAAAGUGUGUUAGGUUUGAGUUAUCCAAGUGUUUACUUUGUGUACUCUUAAGAGUGCUAAAUAAAACUUGUUACACAAGA